UAAAACUAUGUUGCCUUGAAAUUAUUUUUUUAAUUGAAAACAAAAAUUCUAAAAAAAAAUCAAGAAUUUUCUCGUUACAAAAAGAGAAUCACUAAAAUGAAGUCCUCAUUUGCUCUUAACACAGCCUUAUUUUUAUUCACAACAAUCCUCGUAGAUAUUGUUGUGAGCUCCCAAUUGGAUGAUUUCCUGCAAGCUAUUGAAGAAGCAAAAUUGAAACUAGGCCUGGGCCAGAUACGUCCAAAAAGAAGCCACUCGAUUGAUGAAAUUCUAUCUCGUUUCAGCGAAGAUGAAGAUGAAUCAAGCUUUUACGAGACGAAUUUACAACCAGGAGAUGCCUGGUAUAAAUCCUAUCGGGAACUAGAAUGUUAUUAUGGUGGAGACUGUUCAAAACGUCGCCUCAAAUGGAAACCAAAAAUACAUUUUAACCAAAAAACCAACGACUAUUAUGAAGAACAAGAAGAAGAAGAUGAAUCAAGUUUAGAAGAUCAAUGGGAACGCACUCAAAAUGAUCUCUCACAUGAAGCCAACUAUAAACUAUCAAAAGCUGAACAAGAUGCUGCUGAACAAAAACUGCCCAAAGUUGCUUGGCCAAUUCAACAUAGUAAUACCAAAAGACAUGUUGAUCCAAUGAAAGCGAUAAGAAUGAAGACAAGUCUGAAAAUGAUGGAAGAUGGGUACGGACUAACUCUGCCGAGUUCGUUUCUUGAUGAAGAUCGACAGAAAAUUACAGUUGAAGAUAUUUUGUCGAAUUCCCAAAACGACGACGAUGACAAUCCGGAUCCUUGGAAAGAGAGUUAUGAUGUAUUGGAAAGUAGAAAAUUACUUUCAUUUGACGAAUCAGAUGAUUCACCAAAUAUUGGAGAAGAUAAGAUUUGUCAUGUUGACAAACUUCCGAAUUUAUUCAAAAGAAAAAGUGAAGCAGAAACCAAUAAUACUGCGACAUUAAUUCGACCAAAAACACUAAAUCUCCUUAAUUCGGUCGAUAAGGAGCGAAAUGUCAAUAAUGAACUUCAUAUUGAUGUAAAUGGAACAGUUUUGAGAAAUGAUGAGCUGCUAGAAGAAUCAUAUAAGAAUAACACCAUUGGUUUUGAAGAAAAACUGACAGAGUAUGGUAUAAGCUUGGACCGGAAUAGGCGUGAAGUUGUAUUCCCAACUUUAAAUUUGACCAGCAAAAGUAAGACCAAGGAUGAAAUUAAAAGACCCAUAAUUGAAGCAUUACAUAAUUUUCCUCUGGACGAAAUAAAAGCUCGAGAACUGACAUCACAGUUGAUACACUCAAUAUUUUCGUUUGUCAAAUCAACCCCUAAUUUGAACAUUCCUUGGACAUUAUCAAUGAAGAGCAAAGAACAUUUAUCAGAAAUGCAACGAGUAGAAAUAAUGUUACGACAAGCUAUGGAAACCAUAAAUGCAACUAUAGAACAUCAAGUCCGUACUAAAACCAGUGUUUCCCUCCGAACAGAUGAGAAAGUAUUCUAUAAUUACACUCUCCCGAAAACACUACCUGGAAAUAAUCUGACCCCAGCUGAAGAUUUACAAUUAACUCCUAAACACCCGAGAACAGAAGAAAUAUCAAUCGGUCCAGUUCAAUUAAAGACAAGUCUAAGAAUUUUUAAAAAUGAUGGUAAACCUACUCAGCCAAGUUUGUUUCUUGAUGAAGAUCGUCACAAAUCAACAGUUGAAGAUACUUUAUUGAACUCUGAACAUGAUGGCGAUAAAAAUACUGAUCUAUUGAAAGAAAUCUAUAAAAUGAUGAAAAGUAGAAAAUUAGUUUCAGCAGAAGACUCGGAUCAUGCACCAAUUAUUGAAGAAGAGAAGAUUUGUUAUUCGAAAAAUUUUCCAAGCCAUGGCGUAAACAUGAAUCAAUGUGACAAUAUUACCCAGAAAACUGAUUUGGACCCGAAGCAGAAAGAAAUAUCGUUUGAGAAUGCUACUGAAAAAAGAAUUAGCAGAAAACGAAGAACACCUAAUCCACUGUUUAGUUUUGUUAAUAAGGACCAAGAGUCUAACAUCAAUAAUACGAUUACUUCUCUAUCAGCAACAGUAAAAGUGAAGAAAUCUGAAAACAAAGAAUUGGCAACAUCAUCAUUUAAAGCUCUAAGCCAAUAUCUAGAUGACACACAAAUUCGCCAAAAAUUUAAAAUUACUAAAAACCUUCCCGAAGAAUAUGAAGAAAUACCUCAGGAAUAUCUCAAUCAAAUAUCAAAAAUCAAAGAAAGUCUUCUUUUGGCGUUCGAACAGCUGAAAGAACUAGAACGAUCGAUACAAAAAAGAAAACGACAAACUUUCUCAUCCGAAAUACCAACUGAAGAUUUACAUUUCACUCCUCAAAGCCUUGAACCCAUUAACAAAUUUCCACUUAUUGAUACUAAAAGAAAUAUUGAUGAACCAACUCUGGCUCUUGAUGAAGAUCAACAGAAAAUAUCAGUUGAAGAUAUUUUAUUGAAGUCCCAAAACGAAGACGAUAGAAUUCCUGACUCAUGGAAAGAUACUUAUGAAGUUUUGGAAACUAGAAAAUUACUUUCAAUAGAAGAAGAUUCCGAAGACACAGCAAUUGUUGGAGAAGAAGCGAUUUGUCGAACAAAAGAUUGUCUUAACCAUGGAAUGGACACGAGUCAAUUUGAUAAUUUAAACCAAAAAACCGACUUAGAUCGAAAGCUCGAAGGUAUAUCGUUUGAUAAUGUUGAAGAAAAUAAAGUUAGUAAAAAAGGAGUUCUGGAUACUCUCAGUGAUCAACUCAUGAAUAGUGAAGCAUUUGUUAAACUUCAAAAUUUUAUCAAAGGAAUAAAUGAAGCAGGAUCAAGUAAUAAAACAACAACAUCAACUACAACAAUCCGACCAAAAACAACAAUCGCAACAACAACGAAAUCCUUGCUUAAUUUUGUUAAUAAAGAUCGGGAUGUAAAUAUCAAACUUCGUAUGUCUGUAAAUGCAACAGUUUUGGGAAAUUCCAAGCUCCCAGAAGAAUUCCAUAAAAAUAAUACUAUCACUUUCAAACCCGCAAUAAUGAAGACCAAACAAAAUAAAAAACCAGGAUUGAUAAAAUAUGAUGAAGCAGACUUGGAGAGAAAUACGCGUGGAGUGGUGUUUCCAAUUUUUACUUCAACUAGCAAAAGGAAAGCAAAACCAGAAAUAUCGAAAGCCGUAGUUGAAGCAUCGGAUAAUUUUCCCCUGGAUGAAAUUAUUACUGGAAAAUUGACUUCACAAUUGGUAAACACAAUCUUUUCUUCUGUCAAAUCGAGUCCCCAUUUGAAAAUCCUUUGGCCAGGUUUGAUGAAGAACAAGGUGUCUUCACCAAAACAAGUUCAGAAUUUCUAUGCUAUUCGAAAUCAUGACAAUGAAUCAGAAAUGCAACGAACAGAAAUAAUGCUUCGUCAAGCUAUGGAAACUAUAAACGCCAUUAUAGAACAACAAGUCCGUUCUAGAUCUUGUAUACCCCUAAGAGCAGAUUUAAGAGCAUUCUACAAUCUCAUUCUUCAAACACAAGCUGAAAAAAAUCAACUUGAAGAAUAUCGUGAAAAACGGGAGACAUUAUCAUCUGAAGAUUUAGGUCGAACUCUAGAUGAUUCACAAAUUCGACAGAAAUCAAGAAUUGUCAAGAAACUUCUGAAAGACUAUGAAGAACUACCAAGUGAAGAUCAAGACAGGGUUUCGAAUAUCAAAGAGAGCCUUCUUUUAGAAGCCGAAGAAUUGAAAGAGCUCAAAGAAAUAUCAAGAAGAAGAAAACGACAAAAUAUCUCAAAAUUAAAGCCAAACUUGUUGAAUCAAAAUUCGAAUACUUCAUCAUCAGCUCUUCUCCAAAUCAAGACCCCAACUGAAGAUUUACAAUUAUUAACCCCUCAAUAUAUUAAGCUUGCGAAAACGGCUGAAAUGCUUUCGCAUAAUUCACCUAAAGAUUCUGAUUUAACGAUUGACUUCGAUUCUGUUUAAGAGACAAAUAAAUGUGUUUUUACCAAUUAA
Molecule: messenger RNA, 3957 nt
Organism: Eupeodes corollae
Lineage: Eukaryota; Metazoa; Arthropoda; Insecta; Diptera; Syrphidae
Exons: 6
Coding region: 97-3927 (1276 amino acids)
Source: RefSeq, a predicted model, not a curated record